GCGUUUCUCCAUGUUGAAGGUCUUAGUACAGAUGUUGCUGAGAGCCACUACGAUCUAGUAGGACCAAAGGGGGGAAUUAUUCUCCCUCGUGUUUGGGAAACAGUGAUUGAGCCAGGAUGGCCUGUGUCUAUGCAUAUGUGGCCCGGAAUACCGGGACCUCUCUCCGGUCACUAUUUUCGGCUACAAAGUAGGCAUGACGGCAAGGUGGGCAGAAGCCCACCACCUGGGCCACCACCUACUACAAUGCGAGAACCCUCCCCUCCACUACCAGCGGGUUGGCCUGCCAGAUCAACACCAAUUAGAGAAAUACACCUAUCAAGCACAACCCCUCUAAUUUCCCCUUGUUCCCCUACGAGUUCGGAGAUGAACUCCCACGAUUUUGGCAUGGCCCCAACAUAAGCCGUAUCGUCAGAGAGUUUGUACCCGCACAACGUGCCCCUCCAGUUCAAUGACAGAAUAAAAAGCCCCAAUUGAUCGAAC
Messenger RNA from Hyaloscypha bicolor E, 480 nucleotides. RefSeq lists its product as uncharacterized. The record is from RefSeq and is a predicted model, not a curated record. The annotation marks the transcript as partial. The transcript has a single exon. NCBI's taxonomy places the organism in Eukaryota, Fungi, Ascomycota, Leotiomycetes, Helotiales, Hyaloscyphaceae.